Cicer arietinum (chickpea) is the source of this 2449-nucleotide messenger RNA. Its product is annotated as rhamnogalacturonan I rhamnosyltransferase 1-like. The record is from RefSeq and is a predicted model, not a curated record. Lineage: Eukaryota; Viridiplantae; Streptophyta; Magnoliopsida; Fabales; Fabaceae. Gene Ontology annotation, cellular component: cytoplasm.
UCUUUCUUUGUGUUCGCAUUUUAUUCUCUCUUCUCUCUUCUCUCUUCUCACCCCCUAUAAUAAUAAUUCACCUCCCCCUCCAUCCUUUACUCGCCGGCCACCACAUUCCGCCCAUCAUUCCUCACCGGAGUAAUUUCAAUUCUCCCGUACACUUCACCUUUCUUCCCUCUAAUUCUAAUACAUUUUUCUCCUCAAUAAUAAAACAUUAUCAUUUUAUUUUUUUGUUGCGGUUUCACUUCAGAAAAUCGUCGUGUUAAGAAGAGGGAAGAAGAUAUACAUACCUCAUUGUUGGUUUCGUUUACGCUUCUUGAACUCAAUUUUAUACUGUAUUCUGUGUCUGCAUUGGUGGAGGAUAGUGUGUAAGUAGGUGUUAGGUUUGAUUCGGUGAAAUUUGGAUCUUGGAAUUUUCCGUUGGAGAAAAAGGAUUUCUUGAAUUGAAUCUGAAAUUAGGGUUUAUGGUUUGGUAUGAAGAAAUUGUGGUAAGAAUUAAAGAUGUGUAGACCAGAGAGUAAGAACAACAAUAACAAGUGGCGAGAUUUGGGUUGGAUGGGUUUGAAAGUACAAAAGGAGAGAGUGGGUUCGGGUUUAGGUUCGGGUAUAGGUUCGGGAAGGUGUAGAAUGAAAAUAUGGAUGAUACGUGCAACGACAUCGGUGUUAUUGUGGACUUGCAUCGUUCAAUUAACGGCUUUAGGUGAUAUGUGGGGCCCUAGAGUUCUUAAAGGUUGGCCUUCUUGUUUCACACAUGACUCUGUUUCAAGGGCCAUGGAUAUUGAGUUCCCUUCUUCACGUUCAGCACUUCUCCCUCCAAAGAGAGUUUAUAAAAACAAUGGAUACUUGAUGGUGUCGUGCAAUGGAGGACUCAACCAAAUGAGAGCAGCGAUAUGUGACAUGGUCGCCAUUGCUAGAUAUCUAAAUGUGACGCUUAUAGUCCCUGAACUCGACAAAGCAUCCUUUUGGGCUGAUCCCAGUGACUUCCAAGAUAUAUUUGAUGUAGAUCAUUUUAUCACGUCCUUGAGAGAUGAGGUGCGGAUAUUGAAAGAAUUGCCUCCUAGGCUCAAACUGAAAGUGGAACAUGGUUUACUUUACAGUAUGCCACCCAUUAGUUGGUCUGACGUAUCUUACUAUAAGAACCAGAUUCUACCCUUGUUACAAAAGUACAAAGUUGUCCAUUUAAAUAGAACUGAUGCUCGACUGGCCAAUAACGGUUUACCGCCGGAGAUUCAGAAGCUGCGUUGCAGAGUUAAUUUUAGUGCGCUGAGAUUUACUUCUCAGAUAGAGGAGUUGGGCAGAAAGGUGAUCAGCCUUCUAAGGAAAAAUGGUCCAUUUCUGGUCCUUCAUCUGAGGUAUGAGAUGGACAUGUUAGCAUUUUCUGGCUGUACUCAAGGUUGUAACAGUGAUGAGGUGGAAGAGUUGACAAGAAUGAGAUAUGCCUAUCCUUGGUGGAAAGAGAAAAUAAUUAAUUCUGACUUGAAAAGAAGAGACGGUUUAUGUCCUCUCACACCUGAGGAGACUGCCCUUACACUAAGGGCUCUUGACAUUGAUCGAAACAUUCAAAUCUACAUUGCAGCCGGGGAAAUAUAUGGCGGAGAAAGGAGAACGACAAGUCUUUCAAAGGAGUACCCAAAAUUGGUCAGGAAAGAAACACUGUUGGAGCCAUCUGACCUUCGUUUCUUCCAAAAUCAUUCGUCUCAGAUGGCAGCAUUGGAUUAUCUUGUCUCAUUAGAGAGUGAUAUUUUUGUUCCCACGUAUGAUGGAAAUAUGGCCAAAGUAGUCGAGGGACAUCGCAGAUAUCUUGGGUUCAAGAAGACAAUUUUAUUGAACCGAAAGCUCUUAGUUGAUUUGAUAGAUCAGUACAACAAUGGAGUACUGAACUGGGACCAAUUUUCUUCAGCUGUGAAGAAAGCUCAUGCUCGUCGCAUGGGUAGCUCUAGUAAAAGGUUGGUAAUCCUUGACAAACCCAAAGAAGAGGAUUAUUUCUAUUCCAACCCAGAGGAAUGUUUAGAACCAUCAAAUGAUCUGUUGAGUAGUACAUAACAAAUGUGUUUGGAAAAAUAAUGAAAUUUACUCGUGCCAUCUCCUGGUACACUUGGUUUUCUACCACAGAUAUUGAGAUAGUUCUGUAUCCAGUUUAGUAAACACGACAGCUUUUUUGUAUCAAAAAAAGAGGCACACAUAAAGAGAAGAAGGUGGGGUUGGAUAGCCUUCAGAGAAGUUCUAGUCAAGCAAAGCAGCCAAGGGGAUACUUUAUAUUUUAUAUAUAAUAUAUAUGCAAUAAUUCAUCACAUUCAUGUAUAGUAACCACCCUGACAUUGCAGGGUGAGUGCAGUUUAAACAGCAUUGUACACGGAGGAAUUCAUAUACAAAUUUGGAUUACUGGAACAAAGUUUGUGGAAGUUUAAUUCAUUGGUAUUUUUUUUUCAUUAAGAUAUAUAAUAAUGUUUUUCCUCCC